CCAGAGAGAAAAAGAGAGGUCAGCGCUAGAAGAAACACACAGAGCAAGAAGUAUCCAGGACCCAGCAAAGUCAUGGAUUGUCUAUCACAUCUGCUCAGUCCUGCCCAGGUGUUCCUGUGGAUCACCAUGCUGGUUGCGGUCUCCUGCUCUGGAUCAUAUGUGAAAAACACUUAUUUGCUGAAUCCCCCUCCAAGCGUGUCUGCUGGUAGAGAUGGGAAGAUAUCAUCUGAUAGGCCUCUGGGUCCAGAGACUUCUUGUAACAUUGGGUCAGGCUGCUCUUGGAUAACAUCUGUGGGUGCCUCUAGAAAACCAGACUGGGUAUUAUCUUCAGUGGGUGUCUUGGUGCCACAGGAGCAGCAACAGCUUCUGGAGAACAGUUCAUCUAUUGGAGACAUAGAAGCCGGAGACAUUCUUCUCCUGAAUGCUACCAGGCCCUCGGAUAGAUGUGAGUUCAGUCUCCAUAGCCCUGUCCUGCCCAGGAGCUCAGAGUCCUGCAUGUUGGAGCUGGCCAUAUACUUACCUGGAGCUGCUCCUCUUCUCCAGGGACUCGCAGUCAAAGUCCGGCACGUGGAGACAAACCAGGACAUAGUCAUCCCUCUGAGAGUUGGACAUGAAAAGGAUGGCUGGGUGAAGUGGAAAGUUUUGAUGGCUGAGAUUGGCCAAGUGAAGAGACCUUUUGAGAUUUUUCUGCUGUAUUCAAAUUGUGGAGCACAAGAGGCUGGGCUGCUGGCAUUGGGCUCUUUGCAGCUCAGGAACUGCUUCUAUGACAAUGGAAGCCAAGGUGUUUCUAGGGAUGACAAGAGCCCUGCUUUCCCUUGCCCACAUGGGGACUGCAUAAGCCAUCUGCAAGUCUGUGAUUUUCACAGUGACUGUCCUGCCAAAGAGGAUGAAGGAGCCUUGUGUGGCAGUCUUCCCAAGGGAGCACACUGUUCUUUUGAACAGGAUCCCUGUGGCUGGAUGUUGAAAGACCCUACAGCUUCCCCUUGGUCCAUUAUGAGCUUUCUGGACACAACACAAGAAGCUUCAUUCAUAGGAUCUGCCCUACAAGACACUGUAGGUGACUUCUUAUACCUACGAGCAAACAGCAGUCAGACAGGUGGUGUUGCCAAGGCUUACAGUGCCAGCUUGCCUGCCAGGAUGGCCAGUGGAGAUUACCAGGUCCAAUUCUCAGUGCAUAUUUUUGGCAAUUACAAUGGUACCCUCUCAUUCUCUGUCCAGGAAGAGACAGAUGGAGUCUGUACCUCCCUGUGGGAAAGGACAGGGAGCUGGAGUGACAACUGGUUUCUAAUCACUCUGCAAAUUCCAGUGCUCCAGAACUGGUUUCACCUGCAGCUUCUGGCAACCUGGGGCUGGAAUUCCCAAGCUGACAUUGCUGUUGAUAAUAUUACUUUUGGACUGGACUGCUUCACUGAUGCUAUAACAGAAAGAAGACACAGCUAUGUUGAUGGAAAGCACCAAUACCCACAGGAAAUCGGAAUCAUGGAUCAGCAUCUGUUGAACCCUUUGGAAGAGCCAUUUCUCUCAGGGGACAUCUCUAUUGUUUUCUGGUGGUUCACAACUUGUGGUGCCAGUGGUCCUCAAGGGCCAACUCAAGCACAGUGUGAUAGUGCCUACCAGAACACCAAUGUGUCUGUCACUGUGGAGAAAGAGGGUAAACUCCGAGGAGUACAAGCGUGGAAAGUGCCAGCAACAAACCGAUACAUGAUUUCUGCCUAUGGAGCAGCUGGAGGGAAAGGAGCCAAAAACCACAAUAAGAGAUCACAUGGAGUCUUCAUCUCAGCUACCUUCCAGCUGGAGAAAGAUGAGCUCCUCUACAUCUUAGUGGGGCAGCAGGGGGAAGAUGCCUGCCCAGGGGGAAAUGUUCAGACCCAGAAGAUCUGCCUGGGGGAGUCAUCUCUCAUUGAAGACAAUUACAAAAAAACAAAGGACCUGAAGGAGUGGGCUGGAGGAGGGGGUGGAGGAGGAGGAGCCACCUACGUCUUUAGACAGAAGGAUGGGACUUUUGAACCUUUGCUGAUCGCAGCAGGAGGAGGAGGAAAGGCAUACCUGAAGGACCAAGACAACUUGCUGGAUGAUAUACCCCUGGAACAGCUUGAGAACAACACAGCAGUGCCUGGAGUCAAUGGGAAAACAGGGGCAGCAGGAGGAGGGGGUGGCUGGCAGGAUAUCACCCAGGUUCCUCGGGCUGGGAAGUCCCUCCUGGAAGGUGGAGAGGGAGGUCAGGCCUGUCCCCAAGCACUAAAUAAGCUUCAGUGGGCAACCUCAGGUGGUUUUGGUGGAGGAGGAGGAGCUUGUACUUCUGGUGGAGGAGGCGGAGGCUACAGAGGUGGGCACGUGUCAGAUAGCGAUGAGAUCACUGCUGAUGGGCAGGAUGGUAUUUCUUUUGUGAAUCCAACUGGGGAAAUCUUCCUGCAUCCCCUGGCAGCCAUGGAGAGUCAUGGUGAGGUGGAGAUUCAGAUCUACCUGAAUUGUAGCCACUGCCACUCAGGCAACUGCAAGCGGGACCUUGAGACCAAUCUGCCAAUCUGCAUUUGUGAAAUGGGCUCUGUGCUAGCCAGCGACAACAUCACCUGCACAGUGCCUCAUGGCCCCAUCCCAGAGGGACACCUGCCACUCCCACUCCUCCUGGCUGUGGUUGCUGCAAUUGUGGUACUUGGAAUGGCCCUCACUUGCGGCAGCCUCUCCUUCCUCUAUCACCGUAAGAAGCAGCAGCUGGAAGGAGCUAGAGCACGACUGCAGAGCCCAGAAUACAAACUGAGCAAAAUCCGUACCUCCACCAUCAUGACGGAUUACAACCCCAACUACUGCUUUGCUGGGAAGGCUGCCACGCUGAACGAGCUGAAGGAGAUCCCUCGCAAGAACAUCUCCCUGCUUCGGGCAUUAGGACAUGGAGCAUUUGGCGAGGUUUAUGAGGGGACAGUGGUAGGAAUCACUGGAGAUCCCAACCCGCUACAGGUGGCCAUCAAGACAUUGCCAGAAGUCUGCUCUGAGCAGGAUGAGAUGGAUUUCCUGAUGGAGGCACUGAUAAUAAGUAAGUUCAAUCACCAAAACAUAGUGCGGUGCAUUGGUGUGAGCCUGCAGACGUUGCCUCGCUUCAUUCUGCUGGAGCUCAUGGCUGGUGGAGACAUGAAGAGCUUCCUUCGGCAGAAUCGACCACGUGUGAACCAGCCAUCCACUUUGACAAUGCAAGACCUGUUGAACAUUGCCAGAGACAUUGCCUGUGGUUGCAGAUACCUGGAAGAGAAUCACUUCAUCCACAGGGACAUAGCUGCAAGGAACUGCCUGUUGACCUGCACUGGGGCAGAUCGAGUCGCCAAAAUUGGUGAUUUUGGAAUGGCCCGGGAUAUCUACAGGGCAAGCUACUAUCGCAAAGGCGGGAGAGCCAUGCUGCCUGUCAAGUGGAUGCCACCAGAGGCUUUCCUAGAGGGGAUCUUCACCUCCAAGACUGAUACAUGGUCUUUUGGUGUGCUGCUGUGGGAGAUCUUUUCAUUGGGCUAUAUGCCAUACCCUUGCAAAACCAACCAAGAAGUGCUGGAAUUUGUUACUAGUGGAGGAAGAAUGGAUCCACCAAAAAACUGCCCAGGACCAGUCUAUCGGAUCAUGACACAGUGUUGGCAGCACAGCCCAGAGUACCGGCCCAACUUCUCCACUAUUCUGGAAAGAAUCAAGUACUGCACACAGGAUCCUGACGUAAUCAAUACUGAGUUGCCCAUUGAAUGUGGGCCAGCUCCAGAAGAUGAGGGAAGCACAGUGAUACGCCCAAACGCUUCCAGUGGGACGGUUCCCUUGAUGGUGAGCCCUUCCCUGACCCCUCAAAUGGCUCCCAGAAUGUUAGAAGCCCAUCAGGCAGGGCAUAAACUUGGACAGUGUCCACAGGAACUGAUGGUAGAGAAUUUGGGCAACUGGACUGUCAGAGGACCCAGCCUGCCAUGUCUCUCUGAUUCCAAUAGCAGUGGGUCCUGGUUCCAACAGACUUCAAAUCACAGACUGAAGAACAAAACGAAAAACCUUUGGAACCCAACAUACGGUUCCUGGAUGUUGGAGCAUAUCUGCCAUUCCAGCCCUAACUCCAAGCUCAAAGUGGCCACAGAACGAGAAGACUCGGGCUUUGAUGGGAAUUGCAGCUCUUCCCCUAGUUCUCGGGAAUCUCCAGCAUCUCCAAGCCGGAGACAUGCUCCUCACGUGGAUGUCGGUGGGAUCGAAUUGGUGAAGCUACAGACUUUCCCAUGUGGUAAUGUGAAUUAUGCAUAUGAUGACCUCUGCUACAACACUGACCAGGCUUCCUCUUUGGCAACAGACAGGGCACCAGUACUGAGACGCACCAGUCUGCGAAGGGAUGAGAAGCCUUUUUUUAAGCCAGAGAAAACAUCACGAGAGAGGGACUCUGGCCUCUCCUUAUCAGAUGACCUGAGCGUUACACCUGUAUAACAGGAGAUGCUUUUCCAAAGAUCAGGGAGGGAGUUUACUAUGUCUGCAAAGGCAAAGUUGAAAUUCCACUCUGUUUGCCUGUUUCCUCCAUUCAAGUUCUUGCAGAGGUGAUCUUUUAACCACACUAGUAUCCCACUUCCUGCUCCUCCUGGCUGGUUCCUAAUUCACUGAAGACAAUUGCUUUCCUAUCUUUAUUUCUAUCUCUGUCCAUCAAAUGUGUUCCCUCUUCCUGAACCAGUACCACUGUUUGACUGUAAAUAGAGGUGGCAUUUCCUGCACUGAUUCAGAAUCCAGUGGUUCAUGAAAAGAGGCACUCUCAAUCUGCUCAGGUGAAAAAAAAUGGAGCUACCAUCCAGUUGUUAGUCAGCCGGAAAUGGUAAACAACAUAGCCACUCUUCUGAUCUAAUGUACCAAAAAAAAUCCCAUGCUGUGGGGUAGCAUCAGUUGCCUUGCAAAGGCUGCCAUAUUCCCGAGAGUUUUGCACAUUUCUGCUGACUCACCAAUGAGGCGGGUGCGCUGACAGAGAAGUAAACAAAAAGUAGCCACAUUUGGACCCAUUUUCUUGGCAGGGACAUCGGAAAAACAGUAAAAUAAAACCAGUGUUUGCACAGAUCAAAACAAAAGCAGGAGGGAGGGUCAGUUAUUAUGGCUGACUCCUCUGAGAAGGUGUUUUUUAAAAAAAAAAAGCAAACAAGGAAGGAGAAAACCAAUUACGUACUUUAAAACAUAGUUACUGGUGUUGAUGGCAUCCCUUUGAUGACUGAAGAAAAUUUGCUUCUUACCUCAGGGUGUAGCCCACCUCACAGUUUCUGACCCUGGAGAUUUGGGAAGACUUCUGAUCAAGGUCCAGCUGUGCUGCAUGCUGAAAACUGGACUUUCCCUUUCUUUUAACAGACUCCACUUGGGAUGAACUUUAUUAAAAAAAUUACUCUAGCAUUCAGCAGUAUAUUUACCUACACUGCAAUGGUAAACUUUAAGAUGAAGAUUGAGGAUUAUUACUGUAGAAUGCCAAGUUCUGGGUCAUGUUGCUGUUGUUUUUUAAUAUAUAAUAUGGAAAAAUCCUCUGAAGCAGACGUACCUGAGGCAAGUUAUGCAUCUUGAUUGGAAGCCAGCAAGAAGUAUUUUAUUUUAACUUAAUUCUCAAAAUGCCCUUAUAAUAAUGAGCUUGAUUAACUCAGCCGUCUGGGAUGUCCAAGCCAUGGAGGCACUUGUUUUUCUUUUUAUGGGGAGUGCUUAGAAGACUCUUGUUUCUUCUUGAUCUCUUAUUUGUACUGUCUUGGAAAUUCAGGAGCUGGAUUGUUAUUCUGGAAGAAUUGUUAUUUACAAAGUUUCCUACUGUAGUUUGCUGAUUAAGCUGCUAUUUACUGGUUAAAGCCUGCCAAACAAAGAUUGAAAUGGUAAAGACAGAAUGGGGUUUUAAGCCUACACUGUACCAGAAAAGCGUCUUGGUUCUAUUUCUGAAUGCCGCACUGCCAGUAGAUGGGUAACAAAUGGGAUAUUAACAGUGUGGAGGGAGGGAAAACCUUAUUAGCCUGUGGAACCUGGUGGAAAUGCAGCUCCUUAAAUGUGGAAGUAGGGACUCAAGGGUACAUGGCUGGUUCAGAGUAUCGACUCCCUAUGCACAGAUAACCAAAAUGUGAAUACCCUGCAAUUUUUGCAUUUGACUUCACCUUUGUUUCCUCACUGACUCAAGAAGGGCUGUUACAGUUUCAUUCAUUGUAUCAAGGGUCACCUCAUGCAUCAUAUAUACACGUGUAUACACACUUCAGCAUGACUGGCAAUCUCCUCUCAGAAGAUGGUUAACUUUAAGCACAGACUCCAUUGCCUCUGCAUCAGUUAGAGAUGGUCACUAUAGAUCUGUGGCACAGAGAAGCACAGCACUGAAAAGAAAGAUUGAAUACCAUCUCCCAGUAGCACUGUAUGUCCCCAGAUCAGGAUGAAGGCCUGGCUGUAGCUAGUCUUAGCUUCCUCUAUUUGGGGGAUUUUUGGCUACAGAAGAAAGUGUCAUUGCAAAUGCCAUCGGUACUACAUCCCAGUGCUGGUGCUGGAUCUAUUCCCACAAUGACUUUGUGCUGAGAAAAACCACAUCCGCAUCAUGAAAUGUACUAUUUGUGGGCAUUCAUCUACACCAUACAUUAUGACCCUUUAUGUGCCUAAAGGCAUAUAAGGACACAGGGCCUUCCCCAGGUGUGUAGGAUUGUCCUAAGAGAGACUGGGGAAUGCAGGUGGGUAAUUGAAAUCUAAUAACCACUCUUUGUUCAACAGGGACCUUGUUUCUGUCCAUGACCUUCCCACUCUCUUCCUAUUUGAGGUCUGUAGGCCUGAUUAUUUACUUAUUUUAGUCUUCCAGCUUUGAUGGGUGCAUCAUGGCCAGGCACAGGGCAAUCUCACUUCCCUUAGAUCUUGUCAGUGCAAGUCUUUACUUGAUCAGCUGGGUCACCUUCUCCCAAAGGAUAAGCAUAGUGUUUUGCCACCGUGCUUCUAGCAUUACAUGGCCAGCUCUAUCAUAUGCCAGCGAGAAAAAAAACUACCGCUCAGUCAUAACCAACUUGAACCUGUAUAUUUUGGGCUCCUGUACACAUGCAGGGCAAUUAUUUUGGGUGGAGGGCUGCUUACUGAGUUUUGGCAAGCCAUCAAGGGCUGCAUGACAGGUAGCCAGGGGCAGAUAAAUAUUCAUUUUCUAAAUUUUGGGGAGGCCCCAUGGACUGGAUAGAAUGGCCUGCCAGGCUGCAUUUUGCCCACCCCUGCUCUAGCAUCACUUGCAUCAGCGUCCCUGUGCUGAAAAGGGGCAAUGGGUUGCUUUAAACUAAAGCUCAUUUGAUGAGCCUUAGUUCAAUGCACCCCACUGCCAUUUUUCAGCACAGAGAUGCUGAUACAUGUGACACUCCAGGUGCUUUUAAUUAGCGUGGCUCUCAGAGCUGUGCUAAUUAAAGUGCACCCCCUCCACUGCCCCAGCACAUCUCUAAGUGCCCUUUGAUUUCACCUUUCCCUACCCCCCCCCCCAACCUCAGGGCCAGGAGAUGAAAUGUCUCUGUACUUCCUUCAGCUGUUUUUAUAGUUCAGGAGACCUUGUUUCCCCAGAGAUAAAUUAUCAAAAAAUCUCUUAAUCUACCACCAUUAACAGUAGUGACCUGGCCCUUUCUUCUUCUGUAGCCUCUUCACUGCAGGGGUGAAGGUGCAUCUAGCAUUGUACAGUGUUUUACUUUAGGUGCAAUUCAGCUGUUAUGGAAACUACUCAAGAUGGACAAGCUGUCCCACAUUAUUGUGGCUCUGAUGCAUUGUAUAACUGACCUGCUGGUGUGCAUCCAUCUCCCUUUGUAUGCCCUCCCCAAUUAAUUCAUUUUAAUCACUUACCUGGGAGGAAAGUACCUGGUAGAGCACCCUCCUUUAUACUUGGAUCAAGCCAGUUCCUGGUCCACUACACUCUUUCAUGAGCCCCAGAUUAACCCAUACUUUUAUAAAUGGAACGAGUGAUAAAAACAGAUUAGAGGUUGGAAUGUGAAGUGGGAAUAAGCCCAUUAUGUGACAGUAUCACAGUCAACAUUUUUCAAGCACCCAUCACCAUAGAUACUAGUAUCCAAAUGCAAAAACACCACUCACACCACUUCUUCUUGGGUAAAAACGGUCUUCAUGUGCGUGGUGGAUUCUGGAGGGUUACUGUCAGGAGCAAGCAGGACCUUAGAUCUGCACAUAUUGAAUAUUUACUAACAACAAAAUUUUCUGCUUAAGCACCACAAAGCCAUUAAGUUUUUAAUGGGACAUAUGCUCCUAAAUCAUUUAAAUCAGUGGUCCCCAAACUUUGUAGACUAAUGGACUAUCGGCCCUUAACAUUUCUUGCACGCCACCAUGCAUCCUUAUCAUCGAAUAUUUAAUGGAAACGGUGGGGAGUGCAAUCUCCAGACCUGGUGCAAGCUACUUUACCAGAGCCUCAUAGCUAGACACCAGGGUUUGCUGACUACAGUUUGACAAUGACUGACUUUUGAAAAAUCCCACCCGUACGUAUGAAGACAGAGAGGCAUCUCUCUGAAGGAUAGGCGGGUUAAUAAUGCCCCUAUGAUGAUACUGAAGUUGUACAUGUAGUCCAAAAGCUGGCCAUACAGCUAAUGAAACAAUAACCAUGCCAUUAACUUACAUCACACCCUUCGUUUCCCAACAGAUUUAUAGCUCUUGAUUUACAAAGCUUUAAUUUUAAGAGAGAACUCUGAUCAGUAGUGACUGAACAAACCCAUAUUGUUUGCAUUAGGUUAGAUUUGCUUGGCAGUUUAAAGCCAAAACCAAUUUGAUUUUGUAGAGGAACGACACAGAGUCAUGGGGGUUAGUUUAGACCCUUUUCCACAGUGCAUUUUCCAACACCAACUGGCAACGGAGAUUCAGCUGCUAAUAGGAAGGAUAUAGUGGAGUGAUUCUCAACCAGAGUGCCACGGCAACCCAGCAUGCCUUGAGAGCCUUUCAAGGGUACCACAGGGUGCCACACAAAAGCAGCAGUUAGGUAUGCAAUUAUGAUUCACAAGCUAAAGCCAGAAAUUUCAAAUCCAUAGUGUUAAAAACAUUUUGACCUGCUGUGGUUUUUCUGUGCUCUUUGCAAAAGAAGAAUUGCUCUAUUUCUAUAGUCAAAAACUGAGUGAAAACUAAGAGCUGAAAUUUUCUGAGGUGUGCGUGGAGUCUAAAAAGUUCAAGAACCACUGCUAUAGUGUGCUCUCCUAGAUGGAUUUCUAAAUCUGUGUUCAGCUUUGACAUUUAACACAGCUUAAGCCAGCAAUUUAUUUUGUAAUAGAUGUGUGUGUGUGGGUAUGUGUAUAUAGAACUAAUUUUCUCUGAUAGAGUACCUACUUGCUCCCCAUUGAUUAAUAAUGUUGCUUUGUAGAGCCUUACAGUUACAAAGUCACCUCUGUAAAAUGUAACACACAGAGACCAAAAAAAAGGUGGAGUGUAAUUUGUCAUCUGUUUGUAAUUUUCUGCCUUUCUCUGCUUCCUUCUCUCACAUUUCUUUAUUCUCUUCCCUGCAUCUAUUUUUCCCUUCCUUUAUUCUUUCCCAUUUUUCUUCUCUCUGUAUAGAACUUGGAUCUUCAAGUCACACCUAAUACAGAUGCAGCUAAAAUGCCUCUGAUUUAAGACAUGCUUCUCAUUUCCACCAUCAGAUUUCUUUUCUGAGGUUGGUUUCUUUCUUGCUCUGGUCUCCCACCUUUCAUCAGGUCUCUACCUGGAGUACUCAAAUGGUAGUUAUACUAUAGUAGCAUAGCACUUACAGUGCGUAUGCACUUUCUACCAGCAAAAUUUCCUUUUGGAAGUAUAGUUUAUCCCAUCACCUCUACCAUCACAUCCUUCACUUCCCACAGCCUUAGCAAAAUAAGCUGCACUGGUAAAAGUGUAGUUUUUUCAAAUACAAUUGCAUCUAUACAGAUGUGUUGAUCAGGGAUCACACCACCUCACAUCCAACUGGUCCAGCUGUGCCAGCAAAAGGUUCUCAAGUGAACCUGGUCUCCAAACUGCAUUCCUCUUUCUGAUAUGUAGAAACACUAGACUCCACCCUCUUUACAGGUGACCCCACCAUCAUUAUAGAGUCUCUUCACUUUGUAUUUAACUGAAUUGGUUUUUUGUUGUUACUUCUCAGAAUGGCAACAAAGUUUGCCAACCUGCCCUUCAGGUCACUGUAAAUAAGUAGAUGAUAACAAGCCUGCUUCUAUGCAAUUUCAAAAUGGAUAAAUGUAUACUUCUAUAUUUGCAACACAAAUAAAGAGAUGCUAAUAGUG
Molecule: messenger RNA, 10178 nt
Organism: Alligator mississippiensis (American alligator)
Lineage: Eukaryota; Metazoa; Chordata; Crocodylia; Alligatoridae
Gene: LTK
Product: leukocyte receptor tyrosine kinase
Exons: 29
Coding region: 73-4428 (1451 amino acids)
Biological process (GO): multicellular organism development; regulation of neuron differentiation; protein phosphorylation
Cellular component (GO): signaling receptor complex; membrane
Molecular function (GO): protein binding; ATP binding; transmembrane receptor protein tyrosine kinase activity
Source: RefSeq, a predicted model, not a curated record